CGGUAUCGAGUGCGAAAUAGCGACAUUAUAAAUACAAGUGGCGUUCGAACGCGUAUCAGACUUGUGUUGACGUUGCGACGGCCAUAUUGUGUAGAAAGAGCGGGAAAUUUUGACAGUUUGGAAAAGCCGCCAUGUUUGUUUUGAAGAUCUUCAUAUUCUGCUCAGCAUGGCUGACCAUCUCCUGCCAAAACGGGCCAACCACUACACCUGUCCCUAUCCUCAAGCAGAUAAACCGGCAAAACGACGAUGGCUCCUACAGCUACGGCUAUGAAGCGGCGGAUGGAUCCUUCAAGAUUGAGACAAAGUAUCCAAACGGAGACGUAGCCGGGAAGUAUGGAUAUGUGGACGAGAAUGGUAAAACGAGGGAGAUCUCUUACGGGGCGAGUAGCAAGAGAGGAUUCGAGCCACAAGGAGCUGGCAUCGUGGUUCCACCACCGUCCUUGAACGAGAACCCCACGAACGCGCUAGCUGACGGCCAGGAAGACGACGGACAAUACCGAGAGGACCCGAAGAUCUACGAAGAUCCUAAAUACAACGGCAGAGCCCAAUCCAGACCCUCCUUCAAACAGUUCCUCCAGCCUUCCCAACCCACAGCCCAGCCUGAACCCCAAUACCAACGAUACCAGUCCCAACCCUCUCAAUUCAGGUCUGCACCUCUUUACACCCAACAAACCAAUACAUACAACCAAUCUCCUCAACAGUUCCCGCAAGAAAGACCACAAAGCCAGAUCUUCCACCAACAGCCUCAGUUCUCCUAUCAAGCGUACACGGCACAACCCUACAAUCAAUACCAAAACCAAUACCAAAACCAACCCCAGUACCAAUCACAGAACUAUCAGCAAAAUUUCAACCCAUUCGUGGGUCACCCCGCGCAGAACUUUGACCCCAACACUGGGUCUUACACGAUCAAUUUCACUGGAUAAUUCGUGUGUAAAUGUACGCUUGAGUUUUUGAUGCCAUCCUAAUCCAAAUUAGUUAAAUUUGUACUUAUUUUGAGUUGCUCAUUCAUAAUUUUGUCAUUAAAAAAGGCUUCAAUAUUCAGAAACAUUCAAAAGUGACAAGAUGUUCUGUUGUCUCUGUCGAGAUAUUAUUAUAAGUCUCCGAGCAUUGUCAAUAUCUUGUAAAAGUAAAUCUGAAGACGCAAUUGGUUCUAUCUCACUUCUGAUCAAAUUCGUCUUAUUUUAUAGUCUAUAUUUAUAGGCCAUUGCAUGAUGUAAGCCAAAUAUCAGUCUGUCCUUUAAUCCUCCUUCCUCAAUGUAGACGUCCGCUACUUUCACUUUUAAAAGAUAAAUUCAACUAAUUUGGAUCAAAGAAAUGUGAUGAAACAACAUGUUUUGGUAUUUUUAAUGAUGUAGGUAAACUUUUUCGAAUAUAUACGUAGGGUAUCAUAUAAGGGUACUUUCCCAAAGUGAAGCGAACGAUCGAUGUGUUUGUAAAUAUUAGUGCUAGUCACAUGUUUUGUAUAAUUAUUGGAAAACGUAGCUUUAAUUUUUAUAUUUAUGUAUUUCUAAUGUUUUAAUAAUUGUAUAAAUUAUUCUAGCUAUAUGAAUAUAUAUUUUUUAAAAAUCACUUUUCUCCUAUGACUACAUUACUGAUGAUAUACCUACAUACUCAUAUUUUUAUUUUUCCUUUAUUUUACAUAUGUAUUACGUAUGUAUCCAAUACUUGUAAUAGUCAUUUUCUAUAAACAUGAUCAAAUUAUUGUAAAUCGUCUAUUUCUACAACCAUUACUAUAUGCAGUCAUAAUUAUGUCAAAUAAAUGUAAAUAACAUGUAAAACGUACAAAUUCAAAUGCAUUUUCUUACCACAAUUAUAAAAUAUAUCUGCCAUAUUAGAGAUUAUGGUCAGUAAUUUAUUGAUUGUCGAUUCUGUAUAACUCAACUAUUCACAUAUUUCACAUUUAUUUUUAUAAAACAUUAAAAAAUUACAUAUUUCUCAACUAUAUUCAUCUAUAUUUAAUCUAUUGAAUAACAUGUUAAUUAGAAUUAAGUAACUUGGGCAAUAAUAAUAAUGAAAUCGAUAAAGCAGCCAUUUUGGUGGCUACUUUGAAUACAAAAUGGCCGACGAUACGUGCAAGGAUUUUAAAUAGAUUAAAUAAUAAAAUGUUAUAUAAAUGA
Plodia interpunctella (Indianmeal moth) is the source of this 2117-nucleotide messenger RNA. It is a transcript of the gene CPR55, whose product is annotated as activating signal cointegrator 1 complex subunit 2 homolog. Bases 132 to 923 code for a protein of 263 amino acids. Gene Ontology annotation, cellular component: chitin-based extracellular matrix. NCBI's taxonomy places the organism in Eukaryota, Metazoa, Arthropoda, Insecta, Lepidoptera, Pyralidae. The transcript has 3 exons. Gene Ontology annotation, molecular function: structural constituent of chitin-based larval cuticle. The record is from RefSeq and is a predicted model, not a curated record.